ACUCCACCCACUUGAGUUUCACAACACUGGGUGGAAAUGAGUCACGUGCGCUUACAAUGAACAAAAUAGAUUUUUUCCGAUAACUGGGGCCUUUUUAUUAUUAUUUUUAUUUAAGUCGCUGUCAAAAAUGAGGCCAUUAAUUGUUAUGUUGACAGUUGGGGCUAUAGCGAGCAGCGGAGCACUGCUGGCGAUGGUACUGUACUUUGUUUUGUCCACCACGUCCACUCCGACAGAGGACUGGCAGAGGGCCACAUCUAUUUACGAUUUCAAUGCAACAGACAUCGAUGGCAACUUGGUUUCCUUGGAAAAAUACAGGGGGAACGUUGUCAUCAUCACCAACGUCGCCUCCAAAUGAGGCAAAACCGUAGUAAACUACUCUCAGUUUGCAAAGAUGCACGCCGCGUAUGCUGAGAGAGGUUUACGCAUCCUCGCUUUCCCAUCCAACCAGUUUGGGAAUCAGGAGCCUGGUAAUGAGACUCAGAUCAAGAGUUUUGCUGAGUCUUUCGACGCUCAUUUUGAUCUGUUCAGUAAGAUUGACGUGAACGGGCCCAGCGCUCACCCGCUGUGGAAGUGGUUGAAGGAGCAGCCACACGGUAGAGGCCUUUUUGGAAAUAGCAUCAAGUGGAACUUCACUAAGUUUUUGAUCAACAAAGAGGGACAGGUGGUGAAAAGAUACGGACCAAUGGAUGAUCCAAGUGUGGUGGAAAAGGAUCUUCCUAAAUACCUUUAACCCUCUAAGAGACAGCUUAUUCCUGUUUUGAUGCCUUUUAUUCUGUGUUUUUGCACUGCUUUCUCUAUCUCUUCAAGCACCAGCGAACAUAGUUUGAACUCCACCCCAGACCAAUGGCGGACUGUUUGGAAACCCACUCGGUGGGCAGAACAGACCUGAUAAAAAUGGCGUGCAAACCUGCUGGGAGGAUUGCAAAGCUUAUGUUUCCUUGGUUUCCUGAAGUGCAGAGAAGCGUCCCUGCAUGAGCACAUCAAUAUUUGAACAGCUUCAAAUCCCGCUUUGUUUUCUUAAUAAAUAAAUUCCUUCUACUAAAA
This is a messenger RNA of Oryzias latipes (Japanese medaka), 1044 nucleotides long. It is a transcript of the gene gpx4a, whose product is annotated as glutathione peroxidase 4a. Gene Ontology annotation, cellular component: mitochondrion; nucleus. Gene Ontology annotation, biological process: response to oxidative stress. The record is from RefSeq and is a predicted model, not a curated record. Lineage: Eukaryota; Metazoa; Chordata; Actinopteri; Beloniformes; Adrianichthyidae. Gene Ontology annotation, molecular function: glutathione peroxidase activity; phospholipid-hydroperoxide glutathione peroxidase activity.